AUGAAGAAAUGUGAUGCCACAACAUCAUUGGUUCCUUGUCCUGCUGGGAAUGUUCAAGUAGCAUUGAUGAAUAGGAUAAGUGAUGACCAACUUACCACCCAACAAUUUGCUGAAGAACUAGCUCAAGCAACGUAUGACAGAGAUUUCAACUCCAAUCCAUGGAUGUGGGCUGAGAUGUUCGUACAACACCAUGAACUCGUGCCGGAAGGAGAUAUGAUAAAACUUAAUCAGCUAGAUUCAGCAAAAUUUGUGGCAAGACUGCCACUUGUUGCUUGUCUUGUGAAAGAGUGUAAGCCCAAUGGUCUGGGAGACAUGCAACUUACUAUUAAGGACCCUAGUGGUACCAUGAAGGCCUCCUUAAAUAGGAAAGUUCUUCAAGAUCCACAAAUUGGGCCACAUAUCGGAGUUGGCUGUGUUUUGUUACUGAACCUUGUUCCUGUAUUCGGUACAUUUGGAACAACACAUUACCUAAACAUUGUCGUUCGCAAUGUAGUUAAGGUCUUCGCAGCUGACGUUUACCCUCUUACAAAGCAACUGCUGGAGGAAACAUCCAAACCUGACAUUCGUCAAGCUACGACGGAAGAAGAAACGACGGCUGAAAUCAUGCGAGAGUUAGUUCAUCCAGCUCAUAGAGCAUCUACUUCCACAACACCUCAAAUCAAUUAA
This is a messenger RNA of Vigna umbellata (rice bean), 666 nucleotides long. RefSeq lists its product as uncharacterized. The record is from RefSeq and is a predicted model, not a curated record. Gene Ontology annotation, biological process: recombinational repair. Lineage: Eukaryota; Viridiplantae; Streptophyta; Magnoliopsida; Fabales; Fabaceae.